Helianthus annuus (common sunflower) is the source of this 830-nucleotide messenger RNA. RefSeq names its product miraculin. Lineage: Eukaryota; Viridiplantae; Streptophyta; Magnoliopsida; Asterales; Asteraceae. The transcript has 2 exons. The coding region runs from base 145 to 747 and encodes 200 amino acids. The record is from RefSeq and is a predicted model, not a curated record. Gene Ontology annotation, molecular function: endopeptidase inhibitor activity.
GUCAAAAAAAAUAUCCAACUUCAAUUUGGGUGGUCUAAAACUAUGGAAACUCCAAACCAACAACAUGAUGGUUUUAAGCUAGCAAACUUCUCACCAUCUAUAUAAUUAGCUUUUAAUCUGAAUCAUUCACCAACACUUUCAAAAAUGAAAACAAUCAUCUUAUUCUCAUUACUCACAUUGAUCAUAUUAGCAGCCAAAUCAGCUCCUGCUCCCGUGCUCGAUGCCCAUGGAAAAGUUCUCCGCGCAGGGGCCAAAUACCGCGUUAAGCCAGCAUAUUCAGACGGUUACAAUGGGGGACUCAUUCUGGCGCAUGUCGGAAACAAGCCUUGUCCACUUGUAGUUGGACAAGACUUAGGUCUGAACAAGGGCCUCUGGUUGACUUUCACUCCAGUCAACCCCAAGGAACGCGUGAUCCGUGUUUCCACAGAUGUUAACAUCAAGUUCUCAGGCUCCAACAGUUGUAAUGAGUCAAACAUAUGGCAGUUGAAAUAUAAUGAAGUUCUGAAAGAACGAGUUGUGAUGGUAGGAGGUGUUGAAGGAAACCCAGGGCCAGAAACAUUGUAUAGCUGGUUUAAGCUUGAGAACAGCACUUAUAGCGGUUAUAAGUUUGUUUUCUGCCCGACUGUCUGCAGCCACUGUGAGCUUACGUGCGGGGACCUUUUUCCGUUUUUAACCGAUGGUAGUAAUGGGCAACCCUUGGUACUAUAUAAUGCUACUUCUUGGCCUUUCUCUGUCAUCUUCUAUUAAAUAUGUAACGAGCCACCUUAAUUGCUGUUUAUCUAUGUGUCAAUAAAGUUAUUUUAUGGCUCUAAGUUCCAACACUUGCAUGC